UUAUAAAUUUGCAGCGUCCUCCACCCUUUUUACCAGUUCCUUCUGCUUCAAUUACUGCAAAUCUACUACCUUGGAAACAAAGGACAGGCAGAGACAGAGAGACAGGAGAAGGAGAAGAUGGGACAGGCUGUCUACCUUGGCCUCUGCCUCCUGGGCUGCCUGAUCUUUAACCCCUUGGUGAAAGGGGACACCAAUGACACAGUGGCCGCAAAGUCUCCAUGCCCUGAAGGGGUCCUUUUCUAUAGAAGCAACUGCUAUGAGUAUUUCUCAAGUGCCAUUCCCUGGCACUCAGCAGAGGAAGAAUGCCAAAACUUGGAAGAAGGCGGCCACCUGGCCACCAUUGAGGGCUCUGUAGAAGCAAACCUCCUCGCUUCUUACCUCAGGCGUCGAAGUGGUGGCAGCAGCGUCUGGACUGGGCUGCAUGCGGUAUCCUACAGGCGGGGACUAAGGUGGGGGUGGAGCAGUGGAGCCCCGUAUGAUUCGAGAGCCUCCUUCUGGAAUGGGUGGAGGCCCUCCCAAUAUUCUGCAGAGUGUGUUUCCUUCUCCCCAUCAGGUUCUCCCCGGUGGAACCAGUACGACUGUACUGUCUGCCUGCCAUACGUGUGCAAAUACAGGGCUUUCUACUAGACCUGCAGGGGGCAUCCCAGGUGCGAAUGCAGGAUGGCGUCAUCAGCGUCAGACAAGGACCCAGUUCUUGGAUGCCACAGGACAGAGACCCACCAGCUGCUGCUUGCCUGAGAUUUAACCCCAAAAACCUUUCCAAAUGUAUGCUUUGUUAAUCCUUGUGAAAUCUGCUUUUGAUUUGUGUUUGCUUAGUGCACACAUCAAGAGAGCUUUUUCAGUAUAAAUCCAAUAUAGGCCUUUAAUGUUACUAACAGCAUCAAAUAAGUACACUCCACCUGGCCAACCAAAGAACCUUCUCCGGAAGUAUUUUCCUCCAGGCUGAGUUGAAGGAAACUGAAGAUGGUUUCGUUCUGAAAAGGGUGUGUGAAGGUAAUAACAGGAAAAGGAAUAUCUAGUAAUACACCAUCUUGCAACAUCUACAACCAUUUUGAAAAGUGUGUUAAGUUCCUGGGUGUUUCUUGACUAUCAGGCCCACCUCUGCCCUCUUUGAUAUUUUUGGCUAUGAAAUUAUAAUAAAUUCUCUGCUAAGCAUAGAA
Molecule: messenger RNA, 1160 nt
Organism: Eublepharis macularius
Lineage: Eukaryota; Metazoa; Chordata; Lepidosauria; Squamata; Eublepharidae
Product: regenerating islet-derived protein 4-like
Exons: 6
Coding region: 118-627 (169 amino acids)
Biological process (GO): biological process involved in interspecies interaction between organisms
Cellular component (GO): external side of plasma membrane
Molecular function (GO): carbohydrate binding
Source: RefSeq, a predicted model, not a curated record